AAGGGUCUGUGCGGUGUGUUGUUUAUUUAAAAAUAACUACCGAGACUUCCUCUUUGUACCGUCACCUUGUUCUCUCAAACCGGGGUGAGCUUUCCUUUGCCAGAGGCUGAAGAUAAGCAGACAAGAAUACACAGAGGAAAAGAACACAGCCAAGAUUCAGCGGAUAGGGAGGAAGCAGGAUGGCUGAGCCUGAGAAAAUCCCUGAACCAGCCCCACGACGAAUCUUCCAGGAGAGACAGAGGAUUACUGCUCUUCCUCUGUACUUUGAAGGGUUUCUAUCAAUCAGACGUGCACAGUACCAGGAUUUUGAACAGUACUGGACAGAACUCAGAGGAACUACACUUUUCUUUUAUAGUGAUAAGAAAACCCCAACCUAUUUAGAGAAACUAGAGCUGACGAAUUUGACAUCAGUAGUGAACGUUUAUCCAGAGGAAAAGUGCAGUGCACAGUUUAUCCUGAUGCUGAGAAAUGACAAAGUGGAGCUGAAGGUCGAGGACUAUGACAGUGGGGAGGAAUGGAAAGGCUUUAUCCUCACAGUCACACAGGUAGGGAAGCUCUUUAGUGCUGGUUCUCAGCAGAUGGUAAAUUGUAUGGUCAAUUGCUUGAUCACAUGUUGGUUUGUAUGA
Molecule: messenger RNA, 626 nt
Organism: Chrysemys picta bellii (western painted turtle)
Lineage: Eukaryota; Metazoa; Chordata; Testudines; Emydidae
Source: RefSeq, a predicted model, not a curated record